CGAUGCUGAGCCUGCGACGUUAGCGGUGGAUGGGGGAAAAAAAAAAUCUCCCUCUUUGCUCCAGCCAACAGACGCAUCAUUUGGAAGGGAAAUAAGUCAAGGCCAGAAGUUUUGUCUCCUGGAACCCCGGCAGAACCACUGAGGACCCGCAUCAAGUGCAAGAAGAGCAAAAGAACCAACUAAUUUUGGUGUACAACAUCCACCACCUGUCGACCACAGCGGGAACACCGUCCCUCACCGGAAAGUCUUCAUAAAGGAUAGGAUACACUGCACUUUUUUAUCUUAAUAAAUACAGCUGAGGAUUGAGAGGCAGAAAGGAAGAGAGGAACCAGAUUCUCCAUUAUUCCAAGGGUCCAUCGAUUUGAGUCGCUCACAGCUGACAUCUACAGAGAGAGUAUGAGGACAAGCUGUGUUACCCCACACUGCAGCCCAACAAGAUAUGACAUAACAUGGGUCCCCUGUUAAACACCAUGAUUACCAUAAAGCUGUGACUGGCAUUGUGAAGCCCUCACCCCUCUUCAGCACCCGACCCGGAGCCUUCUCCUCUUUGGAAAUCCUUCCUAGCAACCUUUGUUGCUUCCCUUUCUCCUACAAACACAACCUCCUUUCCUGUCGCCCUUUCUCUCCUUAAUAAUCACUAAUUCCCCUCUUUCUCAUUUCUCAUUUUCUUCAACAUCAUGCAGGGUACUUCUACCACCUCCAGUCUCCUUCUUCUUAUCCUUCCUUCCCUCUUAUUCCUCUCCCACUUCCCCAACACGGUCAACGGGGACUGCUGGCUCAUUGAGGGGGACAAAGGCUACGUGUGGCUGGCUAUCUGCAGUCAGAACCAGCCGCCAUACGAGACUAUCCCCCAGCACAUCAACAAUACGGUCCAUGACUUGAGAUUGAAUGAGAACAAGCUGAAAGCUGUGCUCUUUAGCUCCAUGUACCGCUUUACCAACCUGACAGACCUCAACCUCACCAAGAAUGAAAUCAGCUAUAUUGAGGACGGAGCCUUUGCAGGACAAGCCAACCUACAGGUUUUACAGCUGGGCUACAACAAGUUGACAAAUUUAACUGAGGGUAUGAUGAGAGGGCUUGGCCGAAUGCAAUGCCUCUUCCUCCAGCACAACCUCAUUGAGGUUAUUGCCAGCAAUGCAUUCUGGGAGUGCCCCAGCCUCAGCAGCAUUGACCUGUCAUCCAACAAACUUGCCCGCAUUGACCCAUCUACAUUCACAGUUCUCGUUCGGCUGAUGGUGUGUGAACUGGCAGCAAAUCCAUUCCACUGUGGCUGUGAUCUUUACAGCUUCCUAACCUGGUUGGAGUCCUUCAACAAUGUCACACACACCUAUGACCGCCUCCAGUGUGAGACACCCCGGGAGAUGUUUGGCUACCCCUUACUGAGUCCUGUUGCUGCGGGACAUGCCGGUCGGAAUGCCAAAAACAUUUUGUACCAUCACUGCCGAGACGGAGUGAUGAUUCCAGGGAUGACCUCUCUCCCACCAGAUCUGGACGGUCCCUCUGGGAUCGGACCAGAGAUGUUUGGUGGUGUGGGACCAUACCACCAGCCCACCACCUCUUCAUCAUCUACUGAACUCGUCAUUCCCAGCAUCAAGCUCCAUCAUGUCUCUUUGUCAUCAGCCUCUCUCCUUGUGCAGAUUCCAAGGCCCUACAGCAAAAUGUAUAUUCUAACACAAUACAACCACACAUUUGUGUCUGAUGUCAUGAAUUUGAAGAACAAGAAGGAGAUGAUCACGCUCAACAAGCUCAAGCCACACAAUAAUUACACUUUCUGUGUAGGAUCCAUCCGCAACUCUCAACGUUACAACCACACCUGCCUUCAGUUUUCUACUCGGGCUCAGAAUCAAGAUGACAUGCUCCCCACACCUUCCACCACUACUCACUACAUAAUGACCAUUGUGGGCUGUCUUUUUGGCAUGCUCAUUGUUUUAGGCUUCGUCUACUAUUGUCUACGUAAAAAACGGAUGCAUGAUGAGAAGAAGAAGUCCAUCUGUGUCAAGAAAACAAUACUGGAAAUGCGCUAUGGACCAGAGGUGGCAGCAGCAGUGGCAAAUGAUCCAUCAGCGGUCCAUAAGCUUCAGGAGCAGUCCAGAGACCAUCACCAGUAUCAGCACCACCACGGAGGCAAACUUCCAAUGUCCACCUCCUCUAGUUCGGGAAUGCUCCACUCAGCCAACACCAGUUCCUCCAGACUUUCCUCUAUCCCACAAGUGGAAAAGAUGGCCACUGCCUUUUCAGAGGCCAUGGCUACAAGUAAAGGAAACUAUAUGGAUAUCAGAACUGGAGGGGCAGGUAUGGAGAGGGUGGGAGAUGGUGGGCAUGGAGGGAUGAGGGGGGAAGACUUGAGGGACGAUGAUGGAACUGAUGUUGGGGAUGACUCAGAUGAUGAUGGACAUGGCUCUGCAUCAGAAAUUUCAACCAUUGCCAUGGAGGUAGACAAGGUUAACCAGAUCAUUAACAACUGCAUUGAUGCACUGAAAUUAGAUGCAGCAGCAGUUGCUGCUUCUGGGGCCUCUACUAACCCUACAAUCUCCUCCAAUCCCACCUCCCCUCCCCCCACCAGUGCAUCCUCCCUUACUCGUGGCCUAAUCCCACUCUCCCAAGGGGUGACAGAGACUUGCCAGGUCAUUGCUCCCAACAAAAUACCCCCUCCACCUCCACUCCCUGCCUUGAAUGCUCCUCUCUCUGAGCGCCCAGGGAUCAGUGGUGGUGGCUUUGUUGUCACUCCUCCCUACAGGCCCCCUCCACCAGCCACUGCUGUACGUCCCAUUCAGCGGCAAAUGAGUGCAGAUGCAGCUGUGGUUAUUGUCAAUGCUGUCAAGAAACAGUGCAGCACCACCUCUUGUGGCUCCAUGGGUCGGGACAGGGAACGUGGAGGAGCAAGGGUGUAUAGCCUGGAUGUUCCUGAGCCAAGGAGUCCGGAUGCGUGUAAUCAACAACAGCAGCAGUACCCAGACAGGGCCAGUCCCGUGGGCUGUGGGGAGCCCCUAGAGAGGCUGCCUUUAGUGGGGAGCGGGAGCUGUGGUGGAGGGGGUGGUGGUGGUUGCGACAGUGGUGGUGUUGGUGCUCAACAUCAGGACAGCCAGAAGCCACACCAUUACCAUCAACAGCAACAAAUGCAGCAACAGCAGCAGCAGCAGCAGCUAGAGGUGCAGCAGGACUACCACUGCUCGGAGCACCGCCACUCUGUCCCAGCUCUCUACUAUGAAAGCUCCCACCAGGGCUCCCCAGCCCAGAGGGUUUCCUUUCUAAAGCCUCUGACGCGCUCACGCAGGGAUGCAGCAUCUUACUCCCAGCUUUCACCUGCCCGCCACCAUUCCAGUUACUCUGGCUACUCCUCCAGCCCAGAGUACUCCUCAGAGAGCUCGCUGAGGAUCUGGGAGCGCUUUCGUCCCUACCGGAAAGGCCAGCGCGAUGAGGCCUGUUAUGUGACGGCUGGAAAUGCCCUUCGAAAAAAGGUGCAGUUCGCCAAAGGCGAGGACCUGCAUGACAUCCUUGAUUACUGGAAGGGUGUGUCAGCACAGCAAAAGCUGUGACUGUGGGACCAGAGUUAAGUAUUGUGGGAGAAAGAGUUUGGAUACUUCUUUUCCUGAUAGGCCUGUGGGCCAAAGAAAACCAUCUGAAGUUUAUGGGGAGAAAAAUGUACAACAAAAUUUUGCCUUUGGGUUUUUUUGGCAUGCUGUAUAGAGUAUUGUGCUAAGAGCAAGGACUGUGAAACUGUGCCUGGGAUAUGAGAGUAAUUAUGGUGUUUUAUUUUACACUUCAUUGUAGCCCCAUUUCUGGAUCAUUCUCAUUUAGUGUUUGUGGGUUUUAUUUAUAGCACAGGGAGCAAAUGCCAACUGUGUAAUUCAGUACUCUUUGAGUGGUCACAUUUUUAGAUCUUAUGGACCAUCUUUAUCAGUGCCAUGUUUCCAUCUAUGGGUAAUCACAGAUGGUAAAUGUUGAUACCCUUCACUUUAAGCUUGUGUGAUCCAAGAUGUUGUUUCUUAUUUUGUAUUGAGUGCUGUAUCAAUUUUGCACUGUGUAUUUGGAUAUGUUUAGGCUCCUAAGUGAAGGUAGACUCAGACAAGGUGGGAACUGCGCUCUGUUAUGAGUGACAACACGCUGAUCAGAGAACAGAUUUGUCAAAUGCAGGCCAUAUCUCUCUUCCAUGAGAUCCUUCAUGCAGCGGAGGUAUUUGCAUUUCAAUAGUAUCUGUCACACAGAAAGAAAGGAGAAAUUGGAAAAAAAUGAACAAAUGAACAACGAAAAGACAGUCAAGUGUGCUGGAAGGUCCUGCAGCAUAAGGAAAUCAUGAGAGAGAGAUUAAAGUGGAACCUUAGCCUAAAAUAAUGCUGUGAUUGCACCCUGAGGUGUUUCGCACAUCUUUCCAACUUACACUCUUCCAUGGUUCAUUGAGUGAUGUAAAGAACCUCAUCCCGAACUGUCCUAAACAGCAUUUGCCCAAGUAAUGAUCAAAAUUGUGAGUGUAAUUUGAAAGAGUAAAGAGGACAAAAUAAGGUUCCCUUUAUGAAGGUAAUUAUAUGCUACUUACCCGAUAGUGUACAAUAGGGACAUUUAACUAAGUGACAGAUGAGCAAUCCCCUUACAAAAAGACAUGACAGAUUCAACCCAUAUGUGAGACAGACUAAGAGAAAUUGAAAGCGAGAGGGGGUAUGAAAGAAAAAAUGGGAAGAAAAGAAUUUUUUUGCAUCCACUGUGAAUGUAAGUAGAUUACCAGCAGGUUAAUGGGAAAUCUCUUUGCAUCAUUCAAUGUGAGCACCACAGUACAUUCCAAAUCCUUUCUCUUACAUCAACACUGAAUGAGGCACAGAGGGAAAGGACACUUCUAAUUACUGCCAACGUGUCUGUUCUGUUCUGGAAAUUAAUAUUCUUGUUGUCUAUUGAUAACUUAAUUAGCCAACUUGUGACAGGCAUGUUUGCUUGCACUUUACGCCUCAUGAUUGUGUGUGGCUGUGUGGUACACAGUAGUCAGUGUAAGUGGGUUGUUGGCAUGCCUUGUCAGAUUAUAUUGUAUAUGCCCAAACUGACUUAAAUUAAUAGUUGUCAAUAUUUUGCCCAGUGGCUGGUUGUCUGAGUCUAAACAAUAGUAGAUUAUUAAUGGCAUGGACAAGUGUACAAAUAUCAACGAUGUUCAAUGUAUUUUCCCAGACACAUCACAUGAAUGUGAUGCUUGGAUAUACCACAGUAGCAUAGUGCCUCUUGCUAACACAGCCAUGAUCUAAUCUCCAUUCAUGUAUCGUAUUAUCAAGUGUCAUUGCCUGGCAUUCUGACAAAGGGCAUCCUGCUUACCCAAAGUGCUGUGUAGCUGUUAAAAUUACACAUCAUCAGCAAACAUACACAAUCUGAGACAUCCUCCCCUAAAAAUGUGAAAACUGAAAUGAGUUGUGCUUGCUCCACUCUUUUUGUUCACGGCUAUUGAAGAGAAAAGCAGUUAUCAUGACAGGUUUAAUUUCAGGAGGGUUUUUAUCCUCACUUGUUUACUGUAUUGAUGUUCAUUUGGCCCGCCCUCCCUGCUCCCACAUGUCCAAUGGGAUAUAGAUUUGGCAUGAGCAGGUUCCUACUGAAAUGACCUGCUCUGUGCUAUUAAAUUAGAAAGGUUAGAAACUGCCUUUUUUGCAGAUAGGACCUGGCUCUGUACAGCACAUAUCAAAGUUGUUUUACUUCUCUUUUCUUUUUUUUUUUCCUUUUUUUGAAGGGUUGACCUUUAGCAUGUGGUUGACUCUUCUCAGUAAAUGCAGUUUGAACAGCGAUGAGUAUGCAAAUGUUAAAGGGUGGUGUGUAAUGGUAUCUGCACAUUGAUCUGUGUACUGUAUUUAUUCCUUCCUGUUUGUUUUCAUGAAACAUCUAUCUCUGUCUCUUCCCCCCUCCUGUUUUAUUAAGAUGUGUGCAUACAGUCAGGGUCAGAGGUCAUAUCCCUUGGAGUCAGUGUUGUGCUGUGAGCGUUUGCCAUUGACUGGACCACAUAAGAUCAAGGGCCUCACUGUCAUCUUUUAGUAAUAACAUGUCUGGGAUGCAUCACCUCAUCAGCCUUCUUUAUAUGAUAAAGCACCGUAUGAUGAACAUACAGUCUUGGAAAUUUAUUAUCUGAGAUAACAAAGUUUCUAAAGGGACUUGUUGCUAUGAUUGACUCAGACUUUCACCAAAUCAGAUGAAAGGAUUUUCUCAAUCCCACAGAAGGAACUCGCUGUGUUUAACUCCCCAGAUCCUCAACUGCCAUAACAAGUUUACAGAAAUGGACACUGAGGAUAAGUGCAACAGCAAAUUCAGAGAUGUUCAGUAAGAUCAGGAUUGCUCACCAUUUCAGUUGCAGUUAAUGUUCGACUACCUGGCAAAAUAUAAUGUGAAAAUUCUAAUUCUUACUGUUUUCAUUGUUUUUAAUUAACACAUUUAACACUAAUGUAUUAUUCAGGAAAUUGAUUUUCAGGGGACAGAUGCAUGUUCAAGUGCUCUUCUGCUCAAACUCUCUCUGGUGAUACAGCAUUACUGGCCCAACUGAGAACAUCUUCAGUGCUGGUGUGAGAAGUGCCAAGUUUUCUAUUGAUUUAUAAUCAUUGUUUUCACCGUAGCUCAAAUAAGUGUUAUUUCAGAAGUUUUUUUUCGGGGGGGGGGGGCAUUGUGUUUUUCAACAUCAAUAAUUACUUGAAAGCCUGCUGCCAAAAUAACCACGAGAGAGUCAUGUAAAAUGGAAAUGAAGACACAAGUACACACAAUUCAAAUUUGUCAAUUUUGAAGCAAUUUUCAAACAACAGUAAAAACCAUAUUCGUAUAAAAAGAUGCUGACUUUUUGUUUUCCCAAAGUGGUCAGUGCUGCACUCCCAAAUCAACCUCUUCUCUUUAUUAUUAUUGCCAAUUUCUUUGCAAUAAUUGGUGAUUUAGACCAAACAAUUGCAUCAUUUGGGGUUGGAGUCUGAGGGGUAAUUAAUAACACUUUUUUUUUUUUUUUUCUUUCUUUGUUUUUUUUGGCUAUUAGAGAAUUGAGGAUGCAGUUAAAAUCUACAAUUCUCACUAUCCAGGAUUAAAGCAUUCAGUUAAACAGAGUACACGCUUGGGUAAUAGCCAGCUCAAAUAAUUUACCAGCUGAAUUAUUUAAAAAACUUUUAAGCAGGACCAUAGAUAUUUCUCAAAACCUUAGUAAUGCCAUUAUACCUGUUUUUUUUGUUUUUGUUUUUGUUUUUUAGUUUUUUUUUCUUGUCCCACAAGGCCAGCAUCAAACAAAAAACCCCUCUCUUAUAUCUCAGUUUAUUUCCUCGCCGUUCCCCUGGAGGGUGGCUCACUCAGAGAUCGAUGGUCCUUUUUGUAGCACCAUCCUUGUUGUUUGUCUCAGAGCCACAGCAAAGCCAGGCAUGAGAAAGCCAUCUAAUGUGCUAUUAAUGUUUAAUCCUUUUGUAGGAGGCUGGCUCGGGUUGCUACCCCUAUCUCUGCGUAAGCCCGGAAAAUCAUAGACGCUUUCAGUUUCUAACAUGUUAAUCCUUUGAUGCCGUCUCAUAUUAAAAGCCUGCCCCAAUUAAACUAAACUCUGGUUUCUUAAAUAAUGAAUCAGAGUUCAAAAUGGGGUGUGGAUUUAUGUCUAAUCAGUUUCUAAAUUACUAAAAGAGUUAAAUGCUUCCAUUAGUAAAGACCACAGUAAAACGUUUCAGUCUUCCCAUGACAGAGUGAACUUUUUACCCAUUUGAUCCAUCCUCGAAGUACUCUCAGUCAAAGUGAGACAUCGCUCUAAUGAGUGAUCAUCAUCAUUUAAUGGCAAUCUGACGAUGCAAUAUUAAUACCAAUUAGGAAAUAUACAAAAAUCAGUAUCAUUCUUUUGCUUGAUCUUUCACCGUCUCAUAAUGACAAGAAAAAAAUGUUUAUAUAUGAAAGGCAUCCCCUGUAUAUUAUGAGCUAUAAUAUCCAUUGACUGAUAACACAGGGCCAGCCUUAUCAUAUGGUACAGGUGUACACAAGGUGGUAGAUCAAGACCCAGGCAACAAGAGGGAAUUUUAAAGAAUUGAAUAGUGUAGAAUUGUUAAAGAAAGCAAAGUAAUAUAGGCUACAGGAAAACAGACAUAUAUUGAAUAACGCAUAUCAACUUAUGGCAACUUAUACCACACAGAAAUCAUUCUUUUCUUGUUGAUUAUGCAGCACAUUAGAGUGAUCUUUAAAUUUUUUUUUCCUCCCCCUACUCCCCUCCCCAAGUCACAUACACACAACAAGAGCAAAAAUGGAACAUAAAAACGUGAGUCAGAAUGAGUCACAGUGUGACUAAACUAAAAUGACUCUUCUCCUGAAAGCCAGGUAAUGGGCAGAGUCUGCAAAGAGAAGAGAGCAAUUAGAGAGGGUUUUUUUUUUUUUUUGGCUGAAUGCAGGCAGGCAGGCAUCUGGGAUAAAAGAUAUGGUGGCACGGUGAAACUAAAACUUCCCAUGCAUGAAUCAGUGCACUGCUUCACAUGAAUCGUAACACACACACACACACACACACACACACACACACACACACACACACACACACACACACACACACACACACACACACACACACACACACACACACACACACA
This is a messenger RNA of Seriola aureovittata, 8537 nucleotides long. RefSeq names its product protein phosphatase 1 regulatory subunit 29. The coding region runs from base 678 to 3536 and encodes 952 amino acids. Gene Ontology annotation, cellular component: plasma membrane. NCBI's taxonomy places the organism in Eukaryota, Metazoa, Chordata, Actinopteri, Carangiformes, Carangidae. The record is from RefSeq and is a predicted model, not a curated record. Gene Ontology annotation, molecular function: protein binding. The transcript is spliced from 4 exons.